AUGUCCACUCUUCAAGGUUGGCCAGACCUCCCGGAUGACCUGCUUCAUUCCAUUGUUCCUCGAUUGGGAUCCUUCCUUGACCUUCUUGCUUUUGCUGCCGCCUGCUCCUCUUGGCGUGCUGCCUUCUCCUCCUAUCCAUCCAAACACACACUCUUGCAAAUGUUGCCACCUCUCCUCCUCCAACCUGAUGUUCAUGAGUGCCCUCCUCGUCCUCGCCCAUUUAGCAACAGCCUCGUGCCUACACAUUCAUGCCAUGUCACUGAUUUAGCCAACCAAGGUACCUACAUGCGUUGUCAGAUUCCCCGGUUUUCUCCUUUUGGUGAGAGCAAAUCCCCACAAAGUCCUCUAGAUAGUUCUUAUUUUGGGGGUGUUUCCUAUGGUCAUCUCAUCUUGUUUAACCAAAAUCAAUCAUGUCUUGUUAUUGAUGUCUUUACUGGUGUUAGUUUCUCAACUCCGAAACUACCGGUCGAUGAAAACACUUUCCUGGACCAUGCUUCCCUCACGGCUCCUCUGACGUCACCCAACUCAUAUCUCAUGGUCACCAAAGGACGCCACUAUUUCUUUUGGCGUGUUGGUAGUAAAUCUUGGUUGAGACGUUCUCUUCACAAUGGAACGAUCGAGAAGGUCAUGGUUUUCAAAGGACAAAUAUUUGGCAUGGAUAAUGACUGCAGGCUCAUUAUCAUGAACUUGGUACCACGGAUCCGAAUACAGAAAAUAACAGUUGAUCCUGGUGAAAGCAUGCACAACAAAUGGCAUCUUCCCCACCCAUGGCUUGUUGCGUGCGGCGAUAUGCUUCUCCUGGUUGGUUGUCAUCGAUCUUUUCCAUCAACAGGGGAUACGUUUGAAGCUUUCCGCCUCGACCUAACGAGUGAACCUGCAAAGUGGAUGAAGGUGGAAAAGCUAGAAAAUUGGGCAAUCUUCAUCAGCACAGACGACAGAAGCCAGCCAUUGUGUUGCAUGAACCCAGAGAGAUGGGGAGGGAGGAGCAAUUCUAUAUACUUCUAUUUCCAUGAUUCUAAUAAUUGGAUCAAUUUUGAGCUGGACAAGCCACUGCAGGGAAAUGCCUCUACUCCAACAAUCUUUAUCUGCAGAGGCCGUGCCAGUAUGAUGCAACCUACAUGGGUUGUGCCUAGUAUGUUCUAUUCGUGA
Molecule: messenger RNA, 1149 nt
Organism: Triticum turgidum subsp. durum (durum wheat)
Lineage: Eukaryota; Viridiplantae; Streptophyta; Magnoliopsida; Poales; Poaceae
Source: the annotation of a GenBank genome assembly